CAAUUGCUGCAGAGUUCUUGAUCGUCAACGUAGGCUUUCCUGUCCAAAAUGCUCACACGCUCUAGUGCGCCGCAGCGGCCUGCUGGCGUUGCCGCGUCCAGGUCUGUUCGCGCUGUGCGAACCACUAUCACUACACGUCUGCCAAUCUUGAAGGCAGCGGCAACAGAGGCCAAAAAGGAGGUCGACGUGUCGGUGGAAGACGAGUACAAUGGACCCGAUAUUGCCCCCAGCACCCAGCAGGUGGCUUCCUUCCUCAAUACGUUGUGCAACGAGACGGAAAUCGCUGAGAUGCACCUGAAGAUGGGUAAUUUUGAGCUGAAAGUCAAGCGCAGCGUCGCUGGGAGUGCUGCUGCAGCUCCCUUGUACGCCUCUACUGUGGCCCCUGCAACGCCCGCGGAGCCCGUGGUUGCGUCGAGCCCGCUACAGUCCGUUGAGGCGCCCCCACCUGCCAGCGUGGAGGACACCGUGGACGAGAGCUUGGUGUAUGUUACCUCACCGAAGGUUGGCACGUUCCGGCGUGGAAAGUAUGCAGGCGGCAAGCGUGUGGGCAAGGGCAACUGUGCCGAUGUGAACGCGCCAGUUAAGAAGGGUCAGACACUUGGGUACGUGGAGCAGCUGGGCACUUUCGUGGAAGUUAAGGCGCCGAUUGCCGGCGAGCUGGUCAAGGUGCAUUUGGAGGACGGUGCACCGGUUGAGUAUCAGCAGUUGAUCUUUGAGGUGGCGCCAUUCUUCGGCGGGCAUAUCAUCGGGGAUAGCAAGUAUGCCUAAGACGUACUAGCGUGAUGGGGUAACGGGGUGGUGAUGGGGUGGUGGUAAUAAUAACGAUGGCAGAUUUUAGGAGGAAUGAUAUGAUGCGUCAUUUGGAAUGAACUUAAUGGAAUGGUUGUGUACGACAUUAUUUGACAUUUUUCCCAAACGAAAUUGGUUUCAGAAUCGUGUAAUCGCAUGACGCUACACGUGUACUCGCUUUGUUUCUAACAAUGAAAAACAACCAACACCUUUCGUACAUUACAGACUGAAACUCUUACCGGAUUUAUUACGUAACCUCAACUGGUAGGGCACAAAUGGAAGAUGGUACAAACCUCGUAAGACAUGUAACAUACUACCCAACUUAUUACUUUUCCUACCUACAGUUUAGUUAAACCAAUACAGGCCACCAAGCAAAGAAAUAUCUUUACAUCGUUUGAGUGAAACAACAUACUUGCUUCCAACUACAAGUAACGACCUGUAUCCAAGAACAAUGUAACCGGCCAAGUAAAACAGAUGGAGUGGAAUAGUUGCCCAAUAGACGUCUUGAAGUUGUCGUUCGGCAUGUGGACAUCAAGUGCCGAACUCACCGAAACCUGCGAUCUGGGUUGUUAAAUCGUAUAAACAAAGUAUGCAGUCGGCAGAUUGUAACAACCUUGGAUAAUCGACCGAGAAUAUCACGCCGUCCCGCGUACACUGGCAGCGUAGCAAUAUUCGAGUGAAACCCUCCGCACAGGUGAAUUUCGUUAUAGCCCCUCGAAGACACGCAGACCCUUUGCUCCGUCCAAGUUUACAACGCCUUAACCCGCUUGGAGGGCUUUAUGCACAGGCCUCCGUGACAACUGCAGCGCACGCUGCCAUGAAUGUCCAAAACAGGCUUCGACAGCACGUGUGUAUGGAGACUGUUACAUACGGUACGGACGGCGCCCCCGUUGGAAGUGCCAGAAUUAUAAAUCCCUCAGUUUGUCAUGCAACGUUUCCCCCGUCGAUCUUACCACGAACCCAGCCCGUGUCUUACUGGUGCACCGCUGCCGGCGUCAGGCGGGCCCCUGCGGGCGCAGGUUGGAAGCUUUGCACCUGAAGGAGGGCUCGGCCGUUGAGAACCGCCAGACGAUUCCAGGGGUUCACCGCUGUGCGGCCGAGGUUGCUCCAUUCCUCGGCACGGGCAUGUCGGGGAGAAAAUAUACGUAUGGUAAGCGGGAAUGCGGGGUGAGUAAAGAGGACACCGGCAAUCGGGACCUCUCGACAUCUGCUGGCGGCAACUCCACUUUGCCCCCAUCUCGCAUGUACACAAUGUCGCUUUGGGUAUGACGGCAAACGAUGCUGUUCGAACCAAUGUAAUGAUGCGCACUACGCGCUUGCUGUAGACUUCGCUUCACCGGACGUCUCCCUUUGCAAUGCGCACCCAAAACACAGCGCAUUCCAUAAACUACGCGUCGCCCAGCUGCAGAGUAAGGUCAUGCCCCUUCAGUUGGGAACUCAUGCCAAAGCACAUUUUGAAGACGGACCUUCGCAUGCAACGGUAACGCCAUUCCUCAUUUCAUCCAAUCGUUCCCGCGUGCGGGGCAUUCUGGGCUCCCGCAAGAGCAAUCUAAAUUGCCAAUCAUGGCUGUUGUCCCCGUUUCUAGUUGCGUGCGGCCCAUAUUCCAGACCGGCACAAACUAAAACCCAAAAAAUUGUCUUAGAUUGUAGCGAACAGACAGAAGCUUGCGCGUGCAAUGCCAACUUUAAACCCUUGGCAGAUCCACUCUCGCUCAGAAACCCCUCCCUCAUCCCUGAUGCGGAAGCUCGCAAGACCUAUACAGAUUCAUCUGGGGGAGCGUGCUCGCGAACAGGGCCGCACUUAUCGCCAGCGACCCACACACCGACGAGGGAGGGCAUUAUCCUUCAUGCUGCAACUUGUUCAACCCUUAGGACAAACAUUCUGAGACACGCCUGCUGUACUUAAGCAUGCAAAUACUCGACCAACUACGGGUAAUAGUAGUUUUGGUUAGGUAACAUUGGUCCCACAAGGGCCGCAUGCCGAGGUGGAUGGUGGGGACAGUGAUAGCACUAGCGCCUCAUUCAGUAGC
Molecule: messenger RNA, 2819 nt
Organism: Volvox carteri f. nagariensis
Lineage: Eukaryota; Viridiplantae; Chlorophyta; Chlorophyceae; Chlamydomonadales; Volvocaceae
Exons: 7
Coding region: 49-768 (239 amino acids)
Source: RefSeq, a predicted model, not a curated record